AUGAAGUGUUUGCUGACAUUAGUAUUAAUUGGUUCUGCACUACCACAUCCUGGCCCCAAUUCUUUCGGUCAGGGGCAAAACGUCAACACCGUUGGAGGUGUAAGUGAAAAUCUUUUGAACAGACUCUCUCGUGAAGCAGCCUGGUCCUAUGGCCAAAUCAUCCAGGCAACCUUCUGCUUUCAGAAUACAUCACAGUCACUUGACAAUCUCAAGACAGCCUUGACGAACUGGGCGAAGCAGUAUGGAAUUCAGAACGAGUACCAGAAAUUUGUCGCAGACAUGGAAAAGGAGAAUGCUGAUUUCAAAAAAGACGUAAAGGAUUUGAUGCCCAAACUUACGACCUAUUUCACUAACUAUGUGAAGAUUAUGGACGAUAAGAAGCAGUCGGAUUGCAAACGCGUUCACCAAAAUAACCGAUCUCGCCAAACCGCUCGACGAUAA
Messenger RNA from Cooperia oncophora, 441 nucleotides. Lineage: Eukaryota; Metazoa; Nematoda; Chromadorea; Rhabditida; Trichostrongylidae. The record is from the annotation of a GenBank genome assembly.